Molecule: messenger RNA, 543 nt
Organism: Striga hermonthica
Lineage: Eukaryota; Viridiplantae; Streptophyta; Magnoliopsida; Lamiales; Orobanchaceae
Source: the annotation of a GenBank genome assembly
AUGGCGUAUCAGAAUUCCGGCAUGCUCACAAGAGAUCAACUGCUUCAUCUCUUUGAUCGAUUCGCCUCCCUCACCUCGCAACCUGAGGUGAAGCAACGUAUUUCUGAUGCCGUCAACGACAGGCAGGAAGCUGUAGCAGUAACAACUGCAAUCCAAGAAGAGAUAUUUUCAGAGAUGGGAGUUGAUCCACAAUUCGGUUUGGCGUGCUUGGGAAAAGUAAACAUGUCUUAUGAGAACGACCAAGAUUUGAUGAUUCGAUUUUAUGCUUUUGUAGCACAAGAGGAGAUAGCAUGUGACGAAGCAGAGCUUGGGCCAGAAAAAGUUGCAGAAAAAAUGGAAAUGCAGCAGUAUUUAGAGGAACAGCAAUUGGAGAUGCUGAAGCAUAUGCGCCACUUCAACAUGGAUGAUCAGUCUACAAUCAUCGAGAAGAUCCACCAACAGAUGGAGAACACGAACUUUCAACCCGAGGCAUCACUUUUGUCGGUCCAACAAAUCCAGGAUAUUGUGAGAAGAAGGGUCUCGCCCGUCUUCCAGUCAAUUUAG